AUGAAAGAAAAACUUGUCGAUCGCAUCACACUAUGGAUGAUCGAACGCGAACGCGCUGAUCUCAGCGUGCAACUGAUCGCCCUCACUGAUCGUCUUGAAGAUGCUGAGGGAACGACCGAUAGCCAGGUAUCACCAGAAAUCUACAUUCAUCAAUAUUUUUGCAGUUCUCUAUGGUUUAAUUCGAUAGCUAGCUAAUC
This is a messenger RNA of Strongylus vulgaris, 197 nucleotides long. NCBI's taxonomy places the organism in Eukaryota, Metazoa, Nematoda, Chromadorea, Rhabditida, Strongylidae. The record is from the annotation of a GenBank genome assembly.